Molecule: messenger RNA, 1593 nt
Organism: Phaeoacremonium minimum UCRPA7
Lineage: Eukaryota; Fungi; Ascomycota; Sordariomycetes; Togniniales; Togniniaceae
Product: putative cytochrome p450 protein
Exons: 3
Coding region: 1-1593 (530 amino acids)
Molecular function (GO): monooxygenase activity; heme binding; oxidoreductase activity, acting on paired donors, with incorporation or reduction of molecular oxygen
Source: RefSeq, a predicted model, not a curated record
AUGGCACCGCUAUCGCCCUUCUUACCAGAGUUUGGCAGCCCGCUGGGCAUAGCGGCGAUUGCGUUCGUUGUUAUUGCUAGCCUGUAUAUCAUCAAUUCAUUGAUUAGCCCUCCGUUCCCCAAGGAUGUACCCUACAUUAGGGAACCGCCAGGAAAGCGAAGCUUCAGCCUCCGGACACGAUGGGCGUACCUUACCGACUGCCAACCUCUCUUCCGCGAGGCAUACGAAAAUUACUCCAAGAAGGGCAAGCCUGUCAUCAUCCCGGGCUUUGGUGUGCGAAAGGAGCUCAUCAUGCCAACGAGUUCAAUGCGCUGGGUCCAAGCUCAGCCGGAUACUGUCCUGAGUGUCACGAAGGCAUUCUCAGAUGUAGAUCAGGUGUACUACAGUUAUGGCCACAAAAGAUACGUCGAAGAUCCGUGGCAGGGGAUGCUAGUCAAGAACAAGAUGAAUGCUGUUCUGGAGAAUAUUGUCCAGGCAAUGAACGACGAGCUCCAAGUUGCUUUUGAUGACGUUUUUGGCACUGAUGAGCACAACUGGAAGGAGCUUGAUGUGCUGACAGCGGUGAAGAUCGUUGUGUCGCAAGCAGCUAGUCGUUUCACGGUUGGGUUGCCUCUGGCUCGAAACAAGGAAUACAUGAAAGAUUGCUAUGACUCGGUCGAUAGCGCCAUCAUGACUGCUGGUGUUGCCGGAGGUACUCCUCACGUUCUACGACCCAUCGUCGGAAGACUGGUGGGCUUGAAGAGUAGACUUGCCAUUCGCAGGAUGAGAAAGCACUUUGAACCAACAUACCGGGAGAGAUUGCCGACACUGAAGUUCGCCGAGGAUGACCCGCAACAUAUCGAGCCCCAGGAUCAUCUGCAGAUGAUGCUGCGCUAUGCACAGAAAGAAAGACCGGAAGAGCUAUCCCUUGACGGCAUGGCACGGCGUGUGAUGGCUGCUAACUUCGGCUCAAUGCAUCAGACGAGCAUGCAGGUGACGAAUAUGCUUCUCAAUAUCAUUGGGUCCGACGCUGAGUUUAACACAAUUGCGGUCUUGCGCGACGAGGUAGCAAGAGUCCUGGGCGACGACAAAGUGUGGACUAAAGCACAUAUUGCCAAGAUGGUGAAAUCCGACAGCGUGGCCCGUGAGACUCUACGCUGUCAGUCUUUUGGAGGACGAGCCUUGUUCCGAAAAGUCAUGGUUGACGGCGUGGUGACGGACUCCGGCCUAAAGCUUCCCAAGGGCUGCAUGUUCUCAUUCCUGGGACAGCCAGCACAGCAUGACGAGGACAUCCACGACGAGCCGCUGAAGUACGAUCCCUUCCGGUUCUCCCGCGUUCGCGAGACGGUAGCCGACUCAUCCAAAGCUCCCGCUCUAAGUUUUGUGACCACCAGUCCCGAUCAUCUACCCUUCGGCCACGGAAGGCACGCCUGCCCGGGAAGAUUUCUCGUUGACUUUGAGUUGAAGAUGAUCAUUUCGUAUGUGCUCAUGAACUAUGAUCUGAAAUUUCCAGAUGAGUACAAUGGCAAGCGGCCAGCGAACAGGUGGAUGGCUGAGGCGAAUGUGCCGCCGGCUGGAGCCAAAAUGCUUGUUAAAAGACGCAAAGCCACAUAG